Molecule: messenger RNA, 2852 nt
Organism: Octopus bimaculoides (California two-spot octopus)
Lineage: Eukaryota; Metazoa; Mollusca; Cephalopoda; Octopoda; Octopodidae
Product: riboflavin kinase
Biological process (GO): FMN biosynthetic process; riboflavin biosynthetic process
Cellular component (GO): mitochondrion
Molecular function (GO): riboflavin kinase activity
Source: RefSeq, a predicted model, not a curated record
GCGGGGCGGAGAAAUAAGAUUGCAUAAUGUGUUUACUUCUCUCAAUGAUUUUAACGAGCAAUAUAUAAAGUGAAAUAUUUAUAAUCAGAGAACAACAUCAAGUCGCAUCUUCCACUUGGGUGUAAACUAACAAAAAUACAAAUUUACAUCCGAACAAGAGUUAUACAGCUUUUCUUGUUCGUCGAAUAUUAAACAAACUGAUAUGAACAAAGGUUAAUACCAUUGUUGGACGGUGACUAAAAUUAUAUUUCCUGACAUAAAUUUAUUCCGUUCACAUUGCUAUCACUUUUCGAGACGAUAGAUGUUUCGAUCGUACUAUAUUUGUCAUAUCUGCUCGGUAUGAUUAAGCAUUUUAACAACCUUGGUUAGCAACACAGGAAUAAAGCGGUAAUUACGUGUCUUAUAGAAAAGAUAACGAGCUAUAUUUGACGAUGGCAAACGGUUUUCAAGGUGGAAGUAAGGGAGAACAACUCUCAAUACGGUAAAUAUUUUCAAGUGGGGUUUUUGCAAAUACUGGUACAGAAUAGUGAAAGUGAUAUAUUUUCAAUAAUGAAAAUAUUAGUAGAGUGAUACUUUUCCAAUUCCUAUAUUAAUUUGUAGAGGUAUUUGCACGAAAUCCAUGCGCUGCUGAAUCGUAACUGAUAACACACUUGCCAGUCAUAGAUAUAAUAAACAUCACGCCUUCAGGACACUCCUCACAAGUCAUUGAACUUUCAUCUGACUGCGACUAUUGUUGCUUCUCUGCCAAACUUACAAAAUGACGUCCACUGGUCCAGAAAAUUACCUGCCUUACUAUGCCGAAGGAAACGUAGUCAAAGGAUUUGGUCGGGGCAGCAAACAACUUGGUUUUCCCACAGCAAACCAUGAUGAAGAAGUAGUUAGUAAAUUACCAUCUAGCAUGGACAAUGGUGUCUACUAUGGUUGGGCAAAUGUUGAUAAAGGACCAGUUUACAAAAUGGUCCUUAGUAUUGGAUGGAACCCCUAUUAUAAAAAUGAAAAGAAAUCUAUGGAAACUCAUAUAUUGCACACCUUCAAAGAAGAUUUCUAUGGUCAUUUAUUAAAAGUCAUUAUAGUAGGCUAUCUUCGACCAAUGGCAGAUUUUAAUGGUCUUGAUGAACUAAUUAAAGCUAUAGAAAAUGAUAUUGAAAAAGCAUCAACUCUUUUGGAAAUGCCGAACUUUUUAUCUUAUAAAGAUGACAACUUCUUUGGAGCUGACGAGCAAAGUUGAUUAUCAGUGAGCAACAAGAAUGGAACAUUCUUUAUACAUCUACUUCAUUGUGAUGAUUGUUAAAUAUUAAUAUACAAUAAGCAUUAUAUUUUAAAUUAUAUUGUUGAUUCUGUUGAAAAUACCAUGUUAAUUCCAUAACAUUCCCUUCUGCAAAUUUUUAUUAAAUCUAAAUGAAAAGGAAAAAAAAAAACACAGUUACAUACAUGUGUAUACAAGUCAUCUAUUGAUGGUGUCAUAUUAACUGACACACAGAUGUAAAUAAUUUAUUUGUUGACUGUAAAAUUUACAGAAAUAUACGAACAUAGAUAAUUCAUUUAUUGACAGUGCAACACAGACAUAUAAUUUUCAUUUUUUGAUGAAAGUCUAUAGACAUAUCUACUAUUUGUGUAAAAUUUACAGGCACAGACAUAAAUAUUUCAUCUGUUGAUGGUAUAAUAUUUACUGAUGCAGAUAAGUCAUCUGUUAAUGGUCUUUAGAAUAUGACUGCUGAACAGAUUUUUCAAUGAGCUUCAAGGAAGGUUUUGUCACAAGUCUUUGAUAUAUUGUCUGAUGUGUUCUGUUGUGCAUCCUUUGUGGUUUAUGCCAUCAAAUGGGUCCAAUGUCAUUGAAUGAUUUCUCUUAUGAACAAAUGACCAAAUCUUCUUUGGAAGCAAAUGCAGAGUUUAAUAAAUUAAGUAAUGUAAAAAGAAUGGAAUUCAUAUUUUUCUCGUUUCUAAGUAUGAGGUCACUAACAAUGCAAGUGAAAUUAAGCAGAAUGAUUGAAUCCAGAUGAUUUUACAAUCUGAUUUCACUUCCUGAUUUGGAGCCAUAGAAUUUUCAUUAAUUCAUUUCUACCUUUUUUUUGUGUAAGAUAUAUCAUGAACACCUCACAAUCUCAAUAGUCACUCUGCUCCAAAUCUUUUUUGCUUUAUGCAAAUGUAAGCAGGUGAUAUUGUGUAAUGUUAAAUGAAAUAAAAUAGGUGUUUAAAUAUUUCUAUAUUUCUUAGCUGUUUGAUUAACCAGCUUAAAUUACAUUAUCAUCAGAAGUCACUGACCAAAACCAAUUACUGGUUAAUCUUAUUAUAAGACAGUGUUUGGUUAAGUAAUCUAUCAUAAAAUGCUAGUCAACAUUAUUAGCUCAUUAAGGAAUCAUAACACACUGAAACCAACACUAUUAGCAGCUAAUUAAUCUAUCAUUAUAAGAUACUGACUGACAUUAUUUCAUAGAAGCAUUUUCCAAAACAUUAAUUUCACCUCUUUAAAAAAAAAAAAAGCAAAAUGCAAUUUUUAAACAGUGUAUGAGUAUCAUUAGUAAUCAUGUAUAUAAUAUCCAUGUGUUUGGGCCAGGAUUGAAUUCGUUUUUUUUUUUUUUGUUUUUUUUUUUUUUUACAGAAAGGGCUUUACAUUUUUGUGGUAUAAGUUGAUCAGGUUAUUGGGACCCUAAAAAAGAAAAAAAAAACAAAACAAAUAAUGCAGUUAACAGUCCUGAAAACUUAUCUUUCACUGCUUGUAACUAAUCUAAAAUAAUCCAGGUAUAAAUUCAAUAACUUUAUUUUUGCUCAACAUCAGCCUCAUUGCAAUAUCAAAUAAAUGAUAGUGAUAAUAGAGUCAAAAUUCAGUCAGUUACAUUGGCUGACAUACAUGA